UUGUAACAAGUUGCCAUUGAUUACUAUUUCUAAACUCUUUUUAUUUUUGGACACCCUACAAUAAAAUCAUCCUGUUAAUGUAGAAGGAUGUCGAAGGGCAUGGGGCUUUUGUCAAAGCUGUACAAUGCCAUAGUCACUUCAGUUGAUAAGUUUGUACCAAAUAGAUUGAAACCAUUUUGGGAGUCACCAGCAGGCCCAAAGACUGUCUUUUUUUGGGGGCCAACUUUUAAAUGGCUAUUGGUUGCAGCGGGAGUGGGCGAUGUAAUAAAUCGCCCGCCGCAAUUAAUCUCUUUAAACCAAUGUACAGUUUUGGCCGUAACUGGUUUGAUUUAUUCAAGGUUCUCUAUGGUGAUCAUACCCAAAAACUAUAAUCUAUUGGCGGUCAACUUGACAGUGGCUGGAAUUCAGUCAUAUUUGAUUUUCAAACAUCUCAAGUGGCGCAGCGAAAAUAAAGGAAAUGUCGACUUUGAAUAUCCCAACCAUUAUCGCAAUCCGGAUGAAUUCUGGUGACCUCAAGACCUCUGAAAUUUUUACUUAGUUACCGACUUUAGAAUUAGCUUUAUCUAUCUAUAUUUAAAGACCCAUCUAAAUUUUUCAAAUUCUUACGUGUAAGUUAAUAAAUAAAUAUGAGCAUAAUACCUCA
Messenger RNA from Drosophila bipectinata, 643 nucleotides. RefSeq names its product mitochondrial pyruvate carrier 2-like. Gene Ontology annotation, biological process: pyruvate import into mitochondria. Lineage: Eukaryota; Metazoa; Arthropoda; Insecta; Diptera; Drosophilidae. The record is from RefSeq and is a predicted model, not a curated record. Gene Ontology annotation, cellular component: mitochondrial inner membrane. Gene Ontology annotation, molecular function: pyruvate transmembrane transporter activity.